CUGCCGAGUCCUGUGGCCCCCUUGGAGGCACAGGGACCCCCAGCGGGAAGGCGGUGCGCGAGAAAUCGAGGAACGAGUAACCGCAAGACAGACACCCGGCCUGCGAUCCAGGGCCGCUCCGAGUCGCGCCCGCGGCUCCAGGUCCUUCUCGGAGCCGCUGCCAUGGGAGAGCCAAUCCUGGGCGCCGGGGACCAGCCGCCGCUGCUGCCGCGCCCGACUAGGAGCCGCGGCCCCAGUCCUCGCUCCCGAAGCCGGCCCGCUUCGUCCCCACCCCGGGCUGUAGGGCCACCUCCGCCGCACUACGGGCCCGGGCUGUGCCUGUGAUGAGCCGCAGCCCGCUGGGAGCUUUGCCCCCGGGCGCGCCGCCCCGGUUGCUCCCGGCCGCGCCAGCCGCUGCGGCGCGCGCCCUGCUCCCGCCGUGGCCCCGGCGCCCGGGCCGACGGUGGCCCGCGUCGCCGCUCGGAAUGAAGGUGUUCCGUAGGAAGGCGCUGGUGCUCUGCGCGGGCUAUGCGCUGCUGCUUGUGCUAACCAUGCUCAAUCUCCUGGACUACAAGUGGCACAAGGAACCGCUACAGCAGUGCAGCCCCGACGUGCCACUAGGUGCCGCGGUGGGAGCGGCUGGGGAUGGCUGGGGGCGCCCGGGGCCUCCUCCAGCCAUGUCGCGCCGCGCACACACCGGCUUGGACCCCCGCACCCCUUACCGCCCCCUCGCCGCGGCCGUCGGGGUGGCUCCCGCAGCUGCAGCGGGGGCCGCAGCCCCUUCUGGUAAUAGCACUCGGGGUACCAGGGGUGGCGAGAACAAGAGGCAGUUGGUGUAUGUGUUCACCACGUGGCGCUCGGGCUCGUCCUUCUUUGGUGAGCUCUUCAACCAGAACCCCGAGGUAUUCUUUCUCUACGAGCCAGUGUGGCACGUGUGGCAAAAACUCUACCCAGGGGACGCGGUUUCCCUGCAAGGGGCAGCGAGGGACAUGCUGAGCGCUCUCUAUCGCUGCGACCUCUCAGUCUUCCAGCUGUACAGCCCCGCUGGCAGCGGGGGGCGUAACCUCACCACACUGGGCAUUUUCGGCGCGGCCACCAACAAGGUUGUGUGCUCUUCGCCUCUUUGUCCUGCCUAUCGCAAGGAGGUUGUGGGGCUGGUGGACGAUCGCGUGUGCAAGAAGUGUCCACCGCAGCGCCUGGCGCGUUUUGAGGAGGAGUGUCGCAAGUACCGCACCCUAGUCAUCAAAGGCGUGCGUGUCUUCGAUGUGGCAGUGCUGGCGCCGCUGCUGCGUGACCCGGCCCUGGACCUCAAGGUCAUCCACUUGGUCCGUGACCCUCGAGCUGUGGCCAGCUCACGUAUCCGCUCGCGCCAUGGUCUCAUCCGUGAGAGCCUGCAGGUGGUGCGCAGCCGAGACCCGCGAGCCCAUCGCAUGCCAUUCCUGGAAGCCGCUGGCCACAAACUAGGUGGCAAGAAGGAAGGGGUGGGUGGACCAGCAGAUUACCAUGCACUUGGCGCUAUGGAGGUCAUUUGCAACAGCAUGGCCAAGACAUUGCAGACGGCUCUGCAGCCUCCAGACUGGCUGCAAGGUCACUACCUGGUGGUGAGGUACGAGGACCUGGUGGGAGACCCCGUCAAGACCCUACGGAGGGUGUACGACUUUGUGGGGCUGCUGGUGAGCCCCGAUAUGGAACAGUUUGCCUUGAACAUGACCAGUGGUUCGGGCUCCUCCUCCAAGCCUUUCGUGGUGUCUGCGCGCAAUGCCACACAGGCUGCCAACGCAUGGCGGACUGCCCUCACCUUUCAGCAGAUCAAACAGGUGGAGGAGUUUUGCUAUCAGCCCAUGGCUGUGCUGGGUUAUGAGCGGGUGAAUAGCCCGGAGGAGGUCAAAGACCUCAGCAAGACCCUCCUCCGCAAGCCCCAGCUCUGAGAGGGCUUCCGGGGAGACCUGACUGUAGAUGGGAGACACCCAGGGAGGAUUGUGGUGUGUUUAAACAGAAACAGUCCAGACCCAAACCAGGAAGCCCACAUGUUCUGUUGUAGAUGUAUAACAUAACCACACAGACGCUUGGCUGUCGAUGUUCUGAGUCAUUGAAUUUCAAGGACGAGUCACAAUACACACAUCUCAGAAAAGGCAAGACUUGAAAGUUCUGACCAGCUGUCCUCUCUUCUCCCGCCUUUUCUCUUCCUUUCUUCCAUGUCUUACCCUCUCUCCUACCUGUCCUUCAUUUUGAAAUGGGAUGCUGAUUAAAUCAAGAUCCAGUAACCCAAAUCUUGUUUACAAAGUUUUUGUGGUAUCUGUGAACCUGUAACAGAGUAAGUUGGAUGUGAGGGGUGGGACAAGGAAAGGGGCAGUCGCUCCGGAGCAGGAAGCCCCACUGGGUGUGACACACCAAGGAGGCAUUCUUUUAAAGUAGACUUCUGUAAAAACAAAGGUUAUAUGUGAGUAUUAAUAAAGAAGGUAAUAAAUAAUAUUCUUUUUUA
Molecule: messenger RNA, 2461 nt
Organism: Phyllostomus hastatus (greater spear-nosed bat)
Lineage: Eukaryota; Metazoa; Chordata; Mammalia; Chiroptera; Phyllostomidae
Gene: CHST2
Product: carbohydrate sulfotransferase 2
Exons: 2
Coding region: 324-1907 (527 amino acids)
Biological process (GO): carbohydrate metabolic process; N-acetylglucosamine metabolic process; sulfur compound metabolic process
Cellular component (GO): Golgi membrane
Molecular function (GO): N-acetylglucosamine 6-O-sulfotransferase activity
Source: RefSeq, a predicted model, not a curated record